Messenger RNA from Puma concolor (puma), 708 nucleotides. RefSeq names its product translocase of inner mitochondrial membrane 9 (gene TIMM9). The record is from RefSeq and is a predicted model, not a curated record. Lineage: Eukaryota; Metazoa; Chordata; Mammalia; Carnivora; Felidae.
GAUCCAGACCCUCCGCCCCUAGACUGGACUGGCAACGCAGCCCCCCAGCCUCGCACUGGUGUCGGAUGCGAGAGCCUGUGCUUAAGUAAGAAAUCAGGCUUCAUUGGAGACAUUCAAGCAAAGUUUGGACAACUAAUUUUCCAGAACAAAAAGGAAACUCAUGCAUCAGAAAAGGUGACUAAUAAACAUAUCAAAAGAAUAUGGCUGCACAAAUACCAGAAUCUGAUCAGAUAAAACAGUUUAAAGAAUUUCUUGGAACCUACAAUAAACUUACAGAAACCUGCUUUUUGGACUGCGUUAAAGACUUCACAACAAGAGAAGUAAAACCUGAAGAGACCACCUGUUCAGAACAUUGCUUACAGAAAUAUUUAAAAAUGACACAAAGAAUAUCCAUGAGAUUUCAGGAAUAUCAUAUUCAGCAGAAUGAAGCCCUGGCAGCCAAAGCAGGACUCCUUGGCCAACCACGAUAGAGGAGUCCUGAUGGCUGGACUUUAGAUGAAACAUUGCCAGCAGCUGUUGUGAUGGAAAUGAGGAUUCAUCUGAUGGAAUCCCCCGAAAGCAGUAGCCACCAUGUUAAACUGUCAUGACUGUCUGGCAAGUGGGAAACAACUAGAGAAACAAAAUUGCUAUUUACCAUGAAUAAUCAAAAUAGAAGGUCUUAUUGUUCAAUCAAAAUAAUAAGAUGCAACAUUUGUUGAGGCCUUAAGA